AUGACGGCACCGUCAAGCAUCCGCAUCCCAACCGAGGCCGACUUUGCACCCCUCGCCGAGUCCGGACUGCACACCCAGCUCCACUUCCCCACCCCGCCAGAGUCCACCACCGCCAUCCUCGUGCUGUUCCAUGGCCUAGGCGACAACGAGACUCCCUACGCGGGGUUCGCGCGGGGAAUGGCCCUGCCAGGGGUCCUGUCUGUCGCCGUGCGCGGCCCGUCGCCCCUGCCCCCGGCCAUGCUCGGCCUGCCGCUCGACUCGGGCCCGACCAAGCACUUCCACUACGGGGACGACAUCAAGGUCGGGAGCGGCGACGGCCUGGACCCGGACCCGGGCUUCGACAAGGCCAGGCGCCUCCUGCUCGACAAGCUCGUGGGGGACGUCAUCGUCGGCCGCUGCGGCUGGGACGUGUCCGACGUGUUGCUGUUUGGCUUUGGGCAGGGCGGUAGCCUGGCGCUCGGGUUGGCGUCGAGCAUCCGGAUGGGGCCCCAGGUCGUCGACCUGACCGAAGGCGCUGGUUCUGACGGAUGUGUCGGCGGCCGUCCCGCUAGGGGGACCGCCUUCAGGGGCGUCAUCUCGGUCGGUGGGCCUCUCCCACAUUCCAUGGUGCCGAGCGUCAGCAACAGGCCCAAGGCCUCGACGCCUGUGCUUCUGUGCCGUGGUCGGGCGAGCGAGGACCUCGACGACGACGCCGUCGAGGCCGUCAAGAACGAGUUUGACAACGUCGAGGUGGCGACGUGGAAGAAGCCCCAUGAUGGAAUGCCCGAGAGUAGAGAUGAGAUACUGCCCAUUAUGAAGUUCUUUGCAGAUCGGCUGCGGAUGGAGAACAGGUGA
Molecule: messenger RNA, 834 nt
Organism: Pyricularia pennisetigena
Lineage: Eukaryota; Fungi; Ascomycota; Sordariomycetes; Magnaporthales; Pyriculariaceae
Exons: 1
Coding region: 1-834 (277 amino acids)
Source: RefSeq, a predicted model, not a curated record